This is a messenger RNA of Daphnia magna, 3727 nucleotides long. RefSeq names its product mutS protein homolog 4. The record is from RefSeq and is a predicted model, not a curated record. Bases 314 to 3331 code for a protein of 1005 amino acids. Gene Ontology annotation, cellular component: nucleus. Gene Ontology annotation, molecular function: mismatched DNA binding; ATP-dependent DNA damage sensor activity; ATP binding. Gene Ontology annotation, biological process: mismatch repair; reciprocal meiotic recombination. The transcript has 19 exons. NCBI's taxonomy places the organism in Eukaryota, Metazoa, Arthropoda, Branchiopoda, Diplostraca, Daphniidae.
AUCUUUUUAAAUUGGCCAUCGUGGGCUGUGCCGAGGUCCUGACGCAUCUUGACGGCCACGUGUUCUGGAAGAACAGACAGCAGCAAUUGCUCCUUUUGUUUCGUCGAGAUUCAGGCAAAGAAACUUUACAGGUUGGUAACGAACCGCCAUUCACAACGAACGAACCGCUUGACCGUUUUUUAAAAGGAAUUGAAAAUCUGAGGCUUUUCUCAUCGACGUAUUCCACCAGUAAAAGAAGACUCUUCUAGUCGCCACUCCCUCGCACAGCACGGUUGGCUUGAAAACCAGCAGGCCCAUUUUCUGAGGGUGAAAGAUGUCAUCGCAACGGACGGUGAGACAUCAGCCAAGUGGAGCAGACGGCGAAAGUGAAUUGUCGGCGAGUUCCUUGACAGGAGCGGCGAAUUUCCCAGUGUCGGCCACUCCUUUCUCCUUGGCCGGCACGAGGCGGACGAAUAACGAGUCAUCUUUUUCCGAUAAUAUCCGUCGUCCGUCUUCAUCCAUCCAUCACGAAGGACCGUCGGCAGCCUCGCAAUGGACGGAGAAUGAUAUGGGUAGUGGACCAACGUCCGCCAAGACUACCAACAGCGUCUUCAACUUGCGUUUCACUUCGGGCAGCACGAUGACUAGCGACAGUCACUACCAUCAAGUAUUUGCCCAGCCUAGUGGACGGGCACCCCGGAGUUCGGCAACUCCCAGUUUAUUCGCCGCUCUGACAACCCCCGGUCCCAGCAGAGCAGCCGCUCCUCUUCGUUCGCCUCUUCCGGACGUCCAGCCUCAGCUGUUUGGCAACGCUGGUAGUCAACCAUCGGCUCAUAGUUUACCACCACCGUCGACACCUCUAACUCCUGGAAUUCGCGGGGGUCCACCAGCCAUUACGCCUCGAUUAACAGCAGGACGGACGACUGUUGCAACACCUUCCGUCGCCACACCUAGGACCGGCCGUCCUCGUCGUGAUGACAACGUGAUCGUUGGUUUGGUGCACGGACGAGGAUUCGCCCGCAACGAAGUCGGAAUGGCAGCGAUCAACUUGACGGCGUGUGAACUUCACUUGUGUCAGAUGACCGAUUCUCACGGCUUCGUCAAAACUUUGACGAAAAUGAAUUUAUUCCGUCCUACUGAGGUGUUGAUGCCCGACACGGCCCUAGUGCCCGGUUCGCCCUCGCCCCUUGCGCAAGCCAUUAGCCGUUUCGAUUCUGACAUCGUCAUGACUGCCGUUAAUCGUGGAGCAUUUAACGAUACGGAAGGCAUCCAUUGCGUCCAAAAAUUGGCCGUCGUCGAUCACUUGAACAUUCUCGUUUUGAUUGAACAAAAGUAUUACGCCCUCGCUUCUGCCUCGGCUUUAAUGGCUCACCUGGAAAACAAUUUGAAUAUUACGUUUGCUCCUGGGACGUUACGAGUCUACUACAGCGGCACGGAUAAGACUGCCAUCAUUGAUUCGGAAACAGCCAACCGACUGGAAGUGGUGAGCAGCUUGAACCCAACCGGGGGUCCGUCUCUACUUUCGGCCCUGAAUUCGUGCCAAACAGCGGCCGGUAAGCGGCUCCUCCGUUCAAAUUUACUGGAACCCAUGACGGACCGGGAGGCCAUCCGUCAGCGUCUGGAUGCCGUCGAGGAGCUUGCGUCACGUCCCACCGACCUCCACCAGCCCAUCAAGGAGAUCCUGUCGCGGUUUGUCGAUGUCGAGCGUGCCGUUAACCAGUGCGUCGUUGUACCGAAAAAUCCUAGCCCGUCGUUCGUCGAGCAACGAAUCAACGCUGUUGUUGCCCUCAGGCACAUUCUAUCACUAGUGGCUCCGCUUCAAGCUGCCCUAGCGAAAGCCAACAGCCCAUUGAUUGUCUCUUUGGCUAAAGAAUUGGCCACCGUCAAUGACGAGACGCUGCUAUCGCGCAUUCAGGACGUGCUGGACGAACGGGUGAAGCCUGUCAAAGGCAAAAUAGGGAUGCAACGUCAGCGUUUCCGCGCUGUCAAAAUGGGCGUCGAUCUCAUGCUGGACGUUUGUCGCCGGACGCAUAACGACCUCGAAACAGAAAUGGAAGAAUACGUCGAGGACCUGUCACAGAAAUAUCAAAUGCCUUUGACGUUGGCCAAUACGGCAGUGCGCGGCUAUCACUUGCAACAGACGUUGGGUCAAGCGAGAAAGAAAGGCGACACCAACUAUCAACCUCCACCGCCACCUCCAGAAUUGCCGCCCGUCUUUGUCUGUGUAAAGAAGCAAGGUAACUGCAUGGCUUUCACGACCCAACACCUCCUCGUGUCCAACGAACGAAUUAAAUCUGUCGAGAAGGACAUUGAGAAGAUCACCAACGUAGUUAUUGAAGAUCUAUUGGCCAAGACGCGCAGUGACAUCGGAUCGCUGUAUAAAUUGCGAGAAAUCAUUUGCCAACUGGACGUGAUCGUGUCGUUUGCCCAGGUCAGCUCUGCCGGGGGUUUCUGUCGGCCCGCAUUCGCCAACGAGCUCGUCAUCCGUUCCGGUCGCCAUCCGAUCCUAGAUCAGUUUUCACCGAGCGCUUUGGUCUCCAACGACACGGAAAUGACGGUGGAAUCGAAUUUCCAUGUCAUCACCGGAGCUAAUAUGAGCGGCAAAAGCACCUACAUCCGUCAAGUGAUGCUACUGCAAAUAAUGGCCCAGAUUGGAUGUUUUGUUCCGGCUAGCAGCGCUUCAUUCCGGAUUGUUGAUCAAAUGUUCUCUCGGCUCGGCACUCACGAUCGCUUGGAAAACAACGCCUCCUCUUUCUCUCUCGAGAUGACGGAGAUGAACUAUAUUGUUCGCAAUGCCGGCCCAAAGUCUUUGGUUAUCAUCGACGAGCUGUGCAACGAAACGGCUGCUGAUCAAGGCAGUGCCAUCUGUUGGAGCAUUUGCGAAGCACUCAUAAUGACGCAAGCCUGGAUUAUGAUUGCCACUCACACGCCACUUGUCACCAAAUUGCAGGAUCUCUACUUUAACGUUUCAAAUUACCACAUGGAAGUCCUUGAAGAAGAGCGUGAAGACGGACGAUCUAAGCUAGAUUACACUCAUGCGAUCAGGCCGGGCGUCACGCAGUUGGAGAAUUACGGCAUGAAAUUGGCUUGCAUGUUGGCCUUCCCUCCCGAAAUCCUGAGCAGGGCCAAAGACCUGAUUCCGAUUUUAACCACCAACCUGAAGCCCCUACCGAAGACAACUUUUGACUUCAAAAUGAACAGACUCAACUAUGCGUUGCACGGCAAGCUGCUGGAUAUCGGUCGCAGGAUGGAUGCCCUACCUGAUCAGACUUUUCUGAUGGAGAUGCAACGCGUUCGUGACGCUUACAAAGAAGAGCUUAAUAGGAUCAUGGCCGAACACGAGGCCGAGUGAAGCAAUUGAUGGAUACGAACGCCCUUUUUUUUCCCCUUCCUUCUUUCACGCUCCAUAAUUUUCGUUUACCUUUCAGUUUUUUUUUUAUUUCUAAAUUCCAGUUACUGUUCACUUUGAAGUUGUGCGACAUAAUCUAAUUUUUUUAAAAAUAGUGCCAACUGGAUAGCUGCAAUAGGUAAUCAAGAACUAUAUGACUGUUGAUGUCUUCUUUAAUAUUUCAUUGCUCGCAGUCAAUAAUGGAUGAAUGGCUGGUAAUGGGCUUCUGCUUGCUGAUUGGCUCACUUAACUGACAGAAGGAGAAUGCCACUCUGGCGGUACCAUUCUUCCCCCUUUUACACGGCCGUCGUAUGUCUGAUUGAUAUUCCAUCUCGAACACAAAAUGCCGUUACUUGUAGA